AUGGUGUCAGGCAAGGCAGGGACACUGGCCUACAGGGCCAGAAAGCUGGCUAAAGGUCUCAGCACCCUAACCCUGGGAGGUCUCAGCACCCUAACCCUGGGAGGUCUCAGCACCCUAACCCUGGGUGGUCUCAGCACCCUAACCCUGGGAGGUCCCAGCACCCUAACCCUGGGAGGUCCCAGCACCCUAACCCUGGGAGGUCUCAGCACCCUAACCCUGGAAGGUCUCAGCACCCUAACCCUGGGAGGUCUCAGCACCCUAACCCUGGGAGGUCUCAGCAACCUAACCCUGGGAGGUCUCAGCACCCUAACCCUGGGAGGUCUCAGCACCCUAACCCUGGGAGGUCUCUGCACCCUAACCCUGGGAGGUCUCAACACCCUAACCCUGGGAGGUCUCAGCACCCUAACCCUGGGAGGUCUCAGCACCCUAACCCUGGGAGGUCUCAGCAACCUAACCCUGGGAGGUCUCAGCACCCUAACCCUGGGAGGUCUCAGCACCCUAACCCUGGGAGGUCUCAGCACCCUAACCCUGGGAGGUCUCAGCAACCUAACCCUGGGAGGUCUCAGCACCCUAACCCUGGGAGGUCUCAGCACCCUAACCCUGGGAGGUCUCAGCACCCUAACCCUGGGAGGUCUCAGCAACCUAACCCUGGGAGGUCCCAGCACCCUAACCCUGAGGCGUCCCAGCAACCUAACCCUGGGAGGUCUCAGCAACCUAACCCUGGGAGGUCCCAGCACCCUAACCCUGGGAGGUCUCAGCAACCUAACCCUGGGAGGUCCCAGCACCCUAACCCUGAGGCGUCCCAGCAACCUAACCCUGGGAGGUCUCAGCAACCUAACCCUGGGAGGUCCCAGCACCCUAACCCUGGGAGGUCUCAGCACCCUAACACUGGGAGGUCCCAGCACCCUAACCCUGGGAGCUCUCAGCACCCUAACCCUGGGAGGUCCCAGCACCCUAACCCUGGGAGCUCUCAGCACCCUAACCCUGGGAGGUCCCAGCACCCUAACCCUGGGAGGUCUCAGCACCCUAACCCUGGGAGCUCUCAGCACCCUAACCCUGGGAGGUCCCAGCACCCUAACCCUGGGAGGUCUCAGCACCCUAACCCUGGGAGGUCUCAGCACCCUAACCCUGGGAGGUCCCAGCACCCUAACCCUGGGAGGUCCCAGCACCCUAACCCUGGGAGGUCUCAGCACCCUAACCCUGGGGCGUCCCAGCACCCUAACACUGGGAGGUCCCAGCACCCUAACCCUGGGAGCUCUCAGCACCCUAACCCUGGGAGGUCCCAGCACCCUAACCCUGGGAGCUCUCAGCACCCUAACCCUGGGAGGUCCCAGCACCCUAACCCUGGGAGGUCCCAGCACCCUAACCCUGGGAGGUCCCAGCACCCUAACCCUGGGAGGUCCCAGCACCCUAACCCUGGGAGGUCUCAGCAUCCUAACACUGGGAGGUCCCAGCACCCUAACCCUGGGAGGUCCCAGCACCCUAACCCUGGGAGGUCUCAGCACCCUAACCCUGGGAGGUCCCAGCAGCCUAACCCUGGGAGGUCCCAGCAGCCUAACCCUGGGAGGUCUCAGCACCCUAACCCUGGGAGCUCUCAGCACCCUAAACCUGGGAGGUCUCAGCACCCUAACCCUGGGAGGUCCCAUUACCCUAACCCUGGGAGGUCUCAGCAACCUAACCCUGGGAGGUCCCAGCACCCUAACACUGGGAGGUCUCAGCAACCUAACCCUGGGAGGUCCCAGCACCCUAACACUGGGAGGUCUCAGCAACCUAACACUGGGAGGUCUCAGCACCCUAACCCUGGGAGGUCUCAGCACCCUAACCCUGGGGCGUCCCAGCACCCUAACCCUGGGAGGUCUCAGCACCCUAACCCUGGGAGGUCUCAGCACCCUAACCCUGGGAGGUCUCAGCACCCUAACCCUGGGAGGUCUCAGCACCCUAACCCUGGGGCGUCUCAGCACCCUAACCCUGGGAGGUCUCAGCACCCUAACCCUGGGGCGUCUCAGCACCCUAACCCUGGGAGGUCUCAGCACCCUAACCCUGGGGCGUCCCAGCACCCUAACCCUGGGAGGUCUCAGCACCCUAACCCUGGGAGGUCUCAGCACCCUAACCCUGGGAGGUCUCAGCACCCUAACCCUGGGAGGUCUCAGCACCCUAACCCUGGGGCGUCUCAGCACCCUAACCCUGGGAGGUCUCAGCACCCUAACCCUGGGGCGUCUCAGCACCCUAACCCUGGGAGGUCUCAGCACCCUAACCCUGGGGAGUCUCAGCACAGUAACCCUGAGUGUCAAGCAGCUCAGCAGGCUGCUUACGUCUAAUUACCUUGGUAACCAGUUUAUAACAGCAAUAAGGCACCUCGGGGGUUUGGGGUCUAUGGCCAAUAUGACUGUAUCCAGGCACUCCGCAUUGCAUCGUGUCUAA
Oncorhynchus mykiss (rainbow trout) is the source of this 2421-nucleotide messenger RNA. NCBI's taxonomy places the organism in Eukaryota, Metazoa, Chordata, Actinopteri, Salmoniformes, Salmonidae. The record is from RefSeq and is a predicted model, not a curated record.